This is a messenger RNA of Austrofundulus limnaeus, 3208 nucleotides long. RefSeq names its product ADP-ribosylation factor-binding protein GGA1. The coding region runs from base 40 to 1914 and encodes 624 amino acids. Gene Ontology annotation, cellular component: trans-Golgi network. NCBI's taxonomy places the organism in Eukaryota, Metazoa, Chordata, Actinopteri, Cyprinodontiformes, Rivulidae. The record is from RefSeq and is a predicted model, not a curated record. The transcript has 17 exons. Gene Ontology annotation, biological process: Golgi to plasma membrane transport; protein localization to cell surface; intracellular protein transport. Gene Ontology annotation, molecular function: ubiquitin binding; small GTPase binding; phosphatidylinositol binding.
UCACGUGAUCGUAGCCACUCGGUAAAGAAAUAGCGAAAGAUGGCGGCGGCGCCUUCAGAUGAGACCAGCCUACAGUCUCUCAUCAACAAGACCACCAAUCCUCUGAAUAAGGAGACAGACUGGGACAGCAUCAAGGAGUUCUGUGAUCAGCUCGACCAUGAAUCGGAUGGGCCUCAGCUUGCAACCAGACUCCUGGCCCACAAAAUCCAGUCUCCUCAGGAGUGGGAGGCAAUGCAAGCGCUGACGGUUCUGGAGACGUGCAUUCAGAACUGUGGGAAGAGGUUUCACGACGAAGUGGGAAAAUUUCGCUUUAUUAACGAGCUUAUCAAGGUGGUCUCACCUAAGUAUUUAGGAAGCCGGGCUCCUGAGGCCGUGAAGAAGAAGAUUUUUGAAAUGAUGUACAGCUGGACUGUGAGAUAUCCCCAUGAGACCAAGAUAGCCGAAGCUUAUCAGAUGCUGAAAAAACAGGGCAUUGUGAAGCAAGAUCCCGUGCUUCCCGGUGAGAAGCCGCUGCCUCCCCCUCCACCCAGAACCAAAAGUGCCAUCUUUGAGGACGAGGAGAAAUCCAAGACGCUGUCCCGCUUAUUGAAGAGCUCCCACCCUGAUGAUUUAAGAGCAGCAAACAAGCUCAUUAAGGAAAUGGUUCAGGAGGAUCAGAAACGAGUGGAGAAAGUGUCGAAGCGAGUGAACGCCAUCCAGGAGGUGAAGGAGAGCGUCAGCCUGCUGAGCCAGCUGCUGGAGGGAUAUAGAGCGGAGAGCUGCUCCCAGAGCAACCAGGAGCUCAUCAAGGAUCUUUACCAGCGCUGUGAAAAGAUGAGGCCUACUCUGUUCAGAUUAGCGAGCGAUACUGAAGACAACGAUGAAGCUUUAGCGGACAUCCUGCAGGCCAACGACAGCUUGACGCAGGUCAUCAACCUGUACAGGCAGCUGGUGAAGGGCGAGGAGGUGACGAAAGAUGGGAUUGCUGGAUCCUCACAACCAGACUCAUCAUCCAGCAGCAGUUCAGCUCUUCUGGACCUGGAAGGACUCAGUGUUUCAGCCAAGGCCGAACUGCCCAACUCAAACUUUUCCGUCCCACAGGCUCAGAACGUGGGAUUGACCCUUUUAGACGAUGAACUCAUGUCUCUUGGAUUGAAUGCAWCAGAAAACUGUGACUCCAGCGUCUCCUCUCAGAUACUAAAUGUUGCAGAGCCUUCGACGUUACGGCCAGCUGUGGUCCAAACGUCCCACACUCCACCAGCAGGUGCCUCCGCCYCUCCGCCUAAAGCCAUGGAAGAGCUGGAGCUGCUGGGGAAAACGCUGCUACAACAGUCUCUACCUCCAGAAAGCCAGCAGGUGAAAUGGGAUAAACUCCAGCCUCAGUCUAAAGUUCCUUUGCGAGAUCUUCAAUUAAAAUCUGGCACCAGUUCUGGACCCGCUCCUGCUCCUGAGCCRACGCCCAGCCUCCAUUCAGAUCCGCCCGCCACCCUCCUUUUCUCCAGUCUUAGCGUCGCAGAGAAAAGCUCGUGUGAUUCUUGCGACAGCCUCUCGCUGACGGACGUCACCGUCCCUCUGGAAUCCAUCAAACCCAGCAGCUUGUUACCGGUGACUGUCUUUGACAAACACAGUCUCAGAGUUUUGUUCACCUUCACACACAACUGUCCUCCAUCCAGACCUGAUGUUCUGGUGGUGAUCAUCUCCAUGCUGUCCUCGGCCCCCAUCCCCGUCACCAGCAUCCGCUUCCAGGCAGCUGUGCCCAAAGUAGGUGAUGAAGGUGAAGCUGCAGCCUCCUUCCUGCACCGAGCUCCCAGCCUUCAACCCCAUCCUGCCUCCAGCUGCCGUCACUCAGAUUCUACUGUUGGCCAACCCUCACAAGGAAAAAGUGCGUUUGCGCUACAAACUGACUUUCAAGCUGGGCAACAAAUGUUACGAUGAGUCCGGCGACGUCGACGAGUUCCCCCCUCCGGACUCUUGGGGGAACCUUUAGUGGAGAUCGACGAGUCGCCUGUCUUCUGGUCUCCGAGUCGUCCUUCAGRGCCGAUUAAGGCCUGACGACUUGAUGAAGUGACGGACAUGAGAGCAGCUGUGGAAAAACCCCGUUUACCUGGUGCCUUCUUUGUCCAUCGUGUCAUUGUUGCUGAGUUGAGUAUCUUUUCUUUUCUCCAACAGUUCCUUUAAAUAUGAACUCAAACAUCAGAAACCUUUGAGGGAACACGUGAACCUUUAGAAACUGAAACUCAUAUAUCUUUGAGCGAGUCCCACGUUGUGUGAAUUAACAGCUGGUGUUGGAGUAUUUUUCUGCACAUUACAGUACAUCUAAAUAAAUCCCAUCACACAUGUUAUUUUACUUUAUACAGUUAAACUUCCUGUCAAGCUGUUCAUAGAUUUACACACUGACUUUUAUCUAUAAAUAGUUGAGAAAUAAAGAGUAAUAAAGAGUAAUAAAUAAAAACUCCUGUUUAACUCCUCUACACAUAAAUCUGUUCUGGUUUUGAAGAACUGAUCUGAUUGGUUGUAAUCAAAGUAUUUUGGAAGCACAAAUAAAGAAGUUAUUUAAUGUUUGUGUUUUUCCACAGCGGAUGGUUUGUUUUGUCCAGAAAAGUACAGAUUUGAGGUUUUGUUUUAUUCAGUCGACGUGCUGAAUACCAGAAAAUGUUUCAUUUUUUAUAUAUUUGUUUGUCCCCACCCUGUGAAGCAUUUGAUCUUUCUUUCCCUUUGAUUUCUGCACUUUUAAGAGACUUUUUGUUUCACUCAGGAUUUUCUUUUCACAAUUUAAACUCUUAUGCACUAAAUUUGUUUUUGCACAAAUAAUCAUUCCCUUUCAGUCACUGAGUUUCUUGUCUUUUUACCACUGAUUAACCCAAAGAGGGACUCGUGAGGUCCUAAGUUCACGUCACACCUGGUCUGAUCCUGCCACAUGUGCCUGAGGUUCCAGUUUUUGUUCUGCUCUGUACAUAAAUGAUUUGUUUUCAUGUUUGUGUUCUUGUCUGAAAGGACUUUGUCAAUUAAAUGACAUCAGAUGCUGUUAAAUAAUCUUUAUAAUAUCCACAGAUGUAACUAUGAACACCUCUGAGAAGAUUAAAAUAAAAGUAUAUUGGAGAAGGAUGGCCUUUGCUUGAAGGUGGAAAUAACUUGUUAAACUGCAGAAAUGAGUUUUGAGUAUUAAAAUGUUGACAGCUCAUUAUCAAACAGAUUAAACAAGAACUUUUGUUUUUCUGCUAGAAACUCA